Messenger RNA from Saccostrea echinata, 5717 nucleotides. RefSeq names its product ATP-dependent 6-phosphofructokinase-like. Lineage: Eukaryota; Metazoa; Mollusca; Bivalvia; Ostreida; Ostreidae. The transcript is spliced from 22 exons. The record is from RefSeq and is a predicted model, not a curated record. Gene Ontology annotation, cellular component: cytoplasm; 6-phosphofructokinase complex. Bases 98 to 2593 code for a protein of 831 amino acids. Gene Ontology annotation, molecular function: ATP binding; identical protein binding; monosaccharide binding. Gene Ontology annotation, biological process: canonical glycolysis; fructose 6-phosphate metabolic process; fructose 1,6-bisphosphate metabolic process.
ACAUUGAAGAUGAAAACUUUAGAGGUAUUCCGAAUCUGUGUCUAGGUCGUUUGUGUGGAAGGUCUUAUAAUCUCUGCUGGAGGACAUUCCACCAAAAAUGGCAAUGUCAAUGGAGACGGAUGGAGUGGUUAUUAGAAGUGACAGGGAGCGGAUUCACAGUGUUCGAGAUAGUAUGAGUAGAAAAGACAGCAUCAUGACUGAAAGGGGGAGAGAAGGACAGGAAUUAGCAUGGGGAAGUGGGACUGGGAAAUCCAUAGGCGUGUUUACAAGUGGAGGGGAUUCUCAGGGUAUGAAUUCCAGUGUAAGAGCUGUAGUAAGAAUGGGUGCCUACUUGGGUUGUAAAGUUUUCUACAUAAAAGAGGGGUACCAGGGUAUGGUAGAUGGAGGAGACAACAUUGUGGAGGCUACAUGGGCCAGUAGUUCAGGGAUCAUGCAGAGGGGAGGCACAGUGAUAGGGAGUGCUCGCUGUCAGGAUUUUCGUGAAAGAGGAGGCCGUAUGAAAGCUGCAGAAAACUUGGUCAAUAAUAACAUCACAAAUCUUGUAGUGAUUGGAGGAGAUGGCAGUUUGACAGGUGCCAAUCUCUUCAGACAAGAGUGGGCAGAACUUCUUGAUGAUUUACUCAAGAAUGGUCGCAUUAGCGAGCAGCAGAGAAAAGACUGUACACAGCUGAAUAUUGUGGGGCUGGUGGGAUCCAUUGACAACGAUUUUUGUGGAACGGAUAUGACUAUUGGAGCUGACACAGCUCUUCAUCGUAUUGUGGAAGCUGUAGAUUGUAUUGCCACAACAGCUUCCAGUCAUCAGAGAUGCUUUGUACUAGAAGUGAUGGGGAGACACUGUGGGUACUUGGCAUUAGUGGGGGCCUUAGCCACUGAGGCAGAUUGGGUGUUUAUCCCUGAGUGGCCCCCAGAGGAGGGAUGGGAGGAAACUCUGUGUAAGAAACUGGCAGCAGAGCGAGCCAUGGGACAGAGAUUGAACAUUAUACUGAUUGCUGAAGGGGCAAUAGACAAGAAAGGAAAUCCCAUCAGUGCUGACAUGGUUAAAAAGGUGAUAACAGAUAGGUUGAAGUAUGACACAAGAGUUACAGUCCUUGGACACGUACAGCGAGGAGGAAAACCCACAGCAUUUGACAGAAUCCUGGGUGCCCGUAUGGGGGCAGAGGCAGUGUUGGCCCUGAUGGAUGCUGAACCAGGCACCCCCGCCUGUGUAUGUUCAUUAGAUGGUAAUCAGACAGUGAGAGUCCCACUGAUGGAAUGUGUAGAAAGAACACAAGCUGUGCAAAAAGCCAUGAAUGAAAAAAAGUUUGAAGAAGCUGUCAGGCUCAGAGGAAAGAGUUUCCAGAAUAACCUAACAACCUACAGAAUGUUGAGCAAACUACGACCUCCAAAGGAUAAAUUUGAUCCAUCAGGAACCACUAGUGGGACUGGGAAGAAACUGGCUGUAAUGUGUAUAGGAGCACCUGCCUGUGGGUCUAACGCAGCCAUCAGGUCAUUUGUCCGUCUGGCUCUGACCAAAAGCUACACUGUCCUGGGCUUUCAUGACUCCUUUGAUGGACUUCUGUAUGGCAAUUUGACAGAUAUUAUAGAUCCGGUCAAGCCAAUGAGUUGGACUGAUGUCCAUGGCUGGUCCAGUUUUGGGGGUUCUCUUCUAGGCACAAAAAAAUGUGUGGGAUCAAAAUAUGGUCUGGACAAAAUUGCACAAAAACUCAAAGAAUAUGAUGUCAGUGGCUUAUUAAUAAUAGGGGGAUUCGAGGCAUAUCACAGUGCUCUACAGAUGGCAGAGGCCAGAAAUCAGUUUGAGGCUUUCUGUAUUCCUAUUGUGGUGAUCCCCUGUACCAUCAGUAACAAUGUUCCAGGGACAGAGUUCAGCCUCGGAGCGGACACAGCAAUCAAUGAAAUUACUGACAUUUGUGAUAGAAUCAAACAGUCUGCACUAGGAACUAAGAGACGCGUCUUUGUUGUGGAAACCAUGGGAGGUUAUUGUGGUUACCUAGCAACAAUGAGUGGAUUGGCAGGUGGUGCAGAUGCUGCUUAUAUUUUUGAGGAGGAAGUGAACAUUACAAAAUUAAGGGAUGAUGUCUUCCACCUGAAGGACAAAAUAGUGAACUUGGGUGUUCAAAGAGGACUCAUUUUAAGAAAUGAAAAUGCAAAUUCAAACUAUACAACUGACUUCAUUGAGAAGCUAUUUUCGGAGGAGGGGAAGGGGGUUUUCACUUGUCGUAAGAAUGUUCUGGGCCACAUGCAGCAGGGAGGCAUGCCAUCCCCAUUUGACAGAAACUUUGGAACAAAAAUGGCAGCUAAGGCUUUACAGUAUAUGGCUGAUAUUGUCCAACAUAGUAUGAAUUCUGCAGGUAAAGUUGUAAAUAAAGACCCAUCAUCUGCAGUUUUACUGGGAGUGCAGAGACGCCAUUUGACCUUCACCCCAGUGGAGGAACUCAAAAAGACGACAGACUUUGAACACAGAAUUCCAACAGACCAGUGGUGGUUAAAGCUCCGUCCACUGCUGCGAAUUCUAGCCAAGCACCGGGAAAAGGCUUAUCAAACAGAAGGGGUAAUGACAGGGGUGGAUGAUGUUGAGGAUGUUGACAAUAUUUAGAUCCACACCUAAAAAGUCUUAGAUCCAUCACUUUGUCCAAUCUGCAAAUCCACCUCUUUGUUUAGUUUACCUUGUCAAGCUUAAUGUUCCCAUGAUUCCAAAGACUUUUAUGCUACACAGUAGUUAGUGUAUGAUGCCACAAAUCAAAAAACAAAGAAAAGAAAGAAAGAGUUCAGGAUACAAGUUAUAUAGAGCUACAUGUUUUUGAUAAAUUAAAUCUAAGUAAAGUUCAGUUGGUUUACAGAAUUUUAAUUUUGUUAACUAGGCUAUUUUAUACAAGAGUUCCCUUGAAGAAAUAAGUAAAUUUAUCCAUUAUUGGGUACGUUUGUAAAACAUAGAGUAAGACAGGUUUCCCUAUAAAUUUACUCACAGUUUGAAUUCAGUUGUUAGAUUAGUUUUGUUAUUAGUGCCAUUAUUAUAUUGUUAUUUUACAUGAUUAAAAAAGUUGUACUUUAUUAGUUUGUUAGGGUUGAUAAAGUUUUCCUAGGAAUUCACAUAUUUUAUCUUAUAAUUGAAUGCUGUUACCUUUAAUAGAAGUUGUGAGCCAAUACUUUUUUUUAUUAUUAUUUUGACAUCUAUCAUCAUCGUCAUCGUUAUACCGUGUGUCAUUACAAUUAGUGUGUCGGUUACAUAGAAGUAGGUUUUACAGGGACAUUCAAUACGGUAUGUUGUUUGUUAUCGUAUUCUUAUCAAGAGAUUCUAAAUUUGAAUUCAUAAAUUUCAGUCAUUGUACAUUUAUCAUUUCUAACAGUAAAAGAAUAGCUUACAAUUUUUUUUUUCUUUAUUCCUGGUGCUUUUUAUUAAUAUGCAUUUUUUAAUAUUUGUAGACUUUUACAGUGUCUGAUUUAAAUAAUAAAAGUUUAUUUUUAUUGUUGAAUGAAUGGUAUUGUUUGUAUUUUUGUUUAUUUGUUUGGGGUUUUUUUUUUUUGGUCACUUUUAUUUUUUUUUUUAAUCAAUUCAUGCACAUGUACAUUGUAAUUCUUAAAUGAAGAAACUUUAUUAGAAUGAACCUAAUUUUAAAAAAAAGAAUUGUUUUUUCUAAUUUAUCUAUCUGUUAAAUGGAUAUGCCAAAAAAAAAAACGCAUUUCUUUCCACAGUGCAAGGUCAAUUAAAAGUUAAUUACAUCUGCUUAAAUACAUCAGCUGACGUGCUACUGCUUAAUAUUUUAUUAUAGUGCUGCUAAUAAUUUUUACCUUUAAUGUCCAUAAUUUCAAAAUACAUGAUGUAUACAUGUGUUUGAAAUACACAUUAUUCAGGUACAUGUAUUAACAUAUAGUUUCAAAGAAUGAAACUUUUGAUGCUUUAAAGGAUUAUUGUUUAGUUUUAUGAUAUUUGCCAGUAUUUUGCCUUUUACAGAUACAUGUUCGUGCUUUGUGAUUUAUAGUGAAAGAAGUUUAUAAUGAGCAUGCAUAAUAAAUAUACAUAUUAUUACAAAUUAAGUCAGAUAUUGUCACCUCAGAGGAAAAUAAAAAUGGAGUAUUAACUGUGAAUUACAGAAAGCAUGCAGGACCUCAGGUUGUCCUGGAAGUUUGCUGUUGAAGUUUUUUUUCUACAAUAGGUUAGUUUUGAGUUGCCAGUGCUUUUUUACUGUAUCAAAUGUUGUAUGACAAUAUAAGUUGUUGUUUAUGUAUUUUUAAGAACUUUCAUUAUUACAUGUAGGGUAAUACAUCUAUAUGUCACACUUGGGUACCUCCAGUACAAGCUUCAUAUUUACUACAAGGCUGGUGAAUGCUUUUUUUUUUAGGCCAAGCUAAAAAAAUUCCUUGUUUGCAGUUGCCAACCUAUAAUUUUUAGAAUGGGUAGGUAGGAAGUUUUUUUUUUAAGAAAAAAAAGACUGUUGUUUUCAGAUUUUUGUAAGACAACAAAUAAUAGAGAUUUCAUAGGCUUACUAAACAUAAAUAUAAGCUCCACUUGUUAUAAGCCAUUGAUUGAUAAAAACAAAAAUAGAGAAUGAAACAGUUUCAAUAUCUGAAAUCUUGAAACUUAUAAAAAAAAUGAUACAAAAUAGCUUAAAAAAAAGUUUGGAUCAGAUGCAUUUUCAGUGGAUCAGUAGGCAACUGCAAACAAAUUUUUAUUUUAGGCUUUAGUCACUUCAUCAAGGGCUAAUUUUUGUUAUGACAAUAACAUUUAUGAAUAGAAUAACUUGAAAAAAAAUUAACCUAAAGACUCCAUAUUUAAUGUGUAGGUGAUGGAAUUGAGAAGGACUUGUUCAUUUGGGGUCAUGUGAUCAAAGGUCAAGGUCAACAUUGACAAGUCAUUUGCCUAUGAACACACACUGUUUUGUGAAUUGAACUUUGAAUAUUUCAGACUUCAUAUUAAUAAUAUAAUAUAGGUGGAAGGCUAAUUAUUAUAGAAAAGAAACCUAUAGGUUUUGUGAGCACUUGAACAAAGUCAAAGGUGAAAGGAACAAGAUUAUUAGAAACAUGUAGCAUGACUUCGUCAAUUUUCCAGUUUUUAAUUUAGUGAUGAAAGUUGAUGGACAAAGUAAAAUUUUAUAUGUGGGAGAUCUGAUAUAUUCUCUUGUUAGUUUCACAAUUAAUGAAUACCCAGUCAUCUUUCAUUACCCCCCCCCCCCCCUUUUCAAUGAUUUUAGCAUAUAGACUUGAAAGCAGACUAGUUUCAAACAGUCAAGAUUAUAGUAUCAUUUCCAAUUUCAUGUAACAUAUUACAGAUUUGUAGUAUUUGUUGUAGCAAACAUGAUAAGAAAAUGGUCUUGUUAAGUCUUUUAAUUGUCAAAGUUGUUGUACAAAUAGUCAUGGCAGAUGUACAUGCAUUUAGUUGCUUUCCAAGAAAAUCCACAUACCAAAAUAGCAUUAAAAAUAUUUUGUGCUUAAAAGUUUUAAGAUUGCUUUGAUAUUACUACCCCCUUUCCUCAUCUGCAUUGGAAAUUUUAAAGCACAGCAUUCUGCACCUUUUAUAUCCAUGGGUCAAUUUGUUUAACACACAGGGUAUGAACAGAAAGCUUUUUUUAUCCUAAACUCCCCAGGUAUACCCUAUUGAUCACUAUUAACUGUUUCUGUAAUAAAUGUUUUAUACUUUAAAUUUUAUCUUAUCCAGUCUCUGUAAUGUUUUUUUGAAUCUUUGUUUUGCUGUCAUAGGUGAAAGUAAAUCUUCAACAGCAACA